UCGCUCCGCCGCCCUCGUUCCGUCGCUUCCGCCCCUGCUCCCAGCCGAGGCCUCGCUUCGCUUUCCGGUGACGGCGCGCGCACCUCUCUAUAUUUUUCUCCGCCUCCUGGUCAGCUGUUGGGUCGGCAGCAGCAGCAGCAGCGCCACCAGCAGGAGGAGGAGGUUUGCUCUGAGUUGGUGCUUCUUUCACAGUCGGUUUCGUUCGAGUUGAAGCCGCCCUUCGAAAUUCUGUGAUUGGGGCGGGUGGGUGGUGGCGAUGGAGGAGAGGUACGAGGCGUUGAAGGAGCUGGGGACGGGAAACUUCGGGGUGGCGAGGCUGGUCAGGGACAAGAGCACCAAGGAGCUCGUCGCCGUCAAGUACAUCGAGAGGGGCAAGAAGAUUGAUGAGAAUGUGCAGAGGGAGAUCAUCAAUCACCGCUCGCUCCGGCACCCUAACAUCAUACGAUUCAAGGAGGUUUGUGUAACCCCGACGCACCUUGCCAUUGUCAUGGAAUAUGCUGCCGGCGGAGAACUCUUCGAAAGAAUAUGCACCGCAGGGCGAUUCAGUGAAGAUGAGGCAAGGUACUUCUUCCAGCAACUACUUUCAGGGGUCAGCUACUGCCAUUCCAUGGAAAUCUGUCACCGUGAUCUUAAACUGGAAAACACUCUCCUGGAUGGGAGUCCAACACCUCGAGUGAAAAUUUGCGACUUUGGUUACUCAAAGUCUGCUUUGCUGCAUUCCAAACCAAAAUCAACGGUUGGUACUCCAGCAUACAUAGCGCCGGAAGUUCUUUCGAGAAAAGAAUAUGACGGCAAGGUAGCGGACGUUUGGUCCUGCGGCGUGACAUUGUACGUGAUGCUCAUCGGGUCGUAUCCAUUUGAGGACCCCGAGGAUCCAAGGAACUUCCGGAAAACUAUCAGUAGAAUCCUUGGCGUGCAAUACUCCAUUCCCGACUACGUCAGGGUUUCCUCCGACUGCAGACGCCUCCUGUCCCAAAUAUUCACUGCCGAUCCUUCAAAGAGGAUCACGAUCGCUGAGAUCAAGAAGCUGCCGUGGUACCUGAAGAGCCUGCCCAAGGAGAUCGCGGAGAGGGACAGGGCCAACUUCAAGGAGCCCGAGACGGAGACGGAGACCGCGGCGGCGGUGGCGCAGCCCGUGGAGGAGAUCAUGCGGAUCAUCCAGGAGGCCAAGGCCCCCGGCGACAUGUCCAAGUCGUCGGCCGAUGCGGCGCUGCUGGCCGAGCUGGCCGAGCUGCAGAGCGACGACGAGGAGGAGGAGCCCGGAGCCGAGGGGGAGACCUACUGACUCGACUCUGCAUCGCAGCUCAUGCAGGUGCAGCCGCGUAGCUGUUUCGUACAUACGGUCUGGAGUACGGUUUGCUGAAACAAGAAUAAGGCCACGAAGCGUAUUAUUAUACAGAUUAUGACACCUGUUGUACUAUCGCUGUGUACAUUAUUACUGAACAAACAUUCCACGGAUACUACGCAAAAAAAAAACAUUCCACGGAUUUAACUUUCAAGAA
This is a messenger RNA of Triticum dicoccoides, 1502 nucleotides long. RefSeq names its product serine/threonine-protein kinase SAPK3-like. The record is from RefSeq and is a predicted model, not a curated record. Bases 257 to 1285 code for a protein of 342 amino acids. The transcript is spliced from 9 exons. Gene Ontology annotation, biological process: protein phosphorylation. Gene Ontology annotation, molecular function: ATP binding; protein serine/threonine kinase activity. Lineage: Eukaryota; Viridiplantae; Streptophyta; Magnoliopsida; Poales; Poaceae.